Molecule: messenger RNA, 2903 nt
Organism: Priapulus caudatus
Lineage: Eukaryota; Metazoa; Priapulida; Priapulimorpha; Priapulimorphida; Priapulidae
Product: solute carrier family 2, facilitated glucose transporter member 12-like
Exons: 14
Coding region: 163-1959 (598 amino acids)
Biological process (GO): transmembrane transport
Cellular component (GO): membrane
Molecular function (GO): transmembrane transporter activity
Source: RefSeq, a predicted model, not a curated record
UGUCAAUAUCCGGUGGCACUAGGUUCGCAGUUCCGUUUGGCAACAACACAGAGAAAUUCUCAUUCUAACAACACCCGCUGUUGCUCCUAGGACCUAGAUAUGAACCAAGACAUCACUUGAGGAGUAAUUUCUGAUUUGGAAAAUAGUAAAUAUUCAACAGAUAUGUCUGAUAACGAGGAUGUAGAAAUACUGUUGUCAUCUGAGAGGGAGCUUCAUGGAGUGGGUGAAGGUGAUGGCCCAGUUGCUAUGGAGAUGCAGGUCCCAAUGGGAACUGGUAUGCAACAGACAGGAGGGCAGGAAUCAAGCAAAACAACAGGCAUAGUUGUUUUAGCUUCUGUCAUGGCAGCACUAGGAGGUGUUCUAUUUGGCUAUGAUAUUGGAAUUGUGGCUGGAGCCCUGCUUCAGUUGCAGAUUACCUUUAAUCUCAGUUGCUUACAAAAAGAGAUAAUCGUUAGCUCAAUGCUAAUUGGUGCUCUUGUAGGAUCACUUUGUGGUGGGUUCAUAGUAGACCAGUUUGGAAGACGCUUCGCUAUCAUCGUCAAUGCUGUCAUCUUUUUUGGCGGAGCAAUAAUUCUUGCAGUGGCUCGUUCGUAUGCUCUGCUGCUGUUUGGACGGCUUCUGGUGGGAUUUGCUGUCUCGUUAUCAGCCAUCGCCGAGUGCAUUUACAUCUCAGAGAUUUCUCCUGUGCAACGUCGGGGCUUGUUGGUGUCAUUGAACGAGCUCGGAAUCACCAUAGGCCUUCUUGUCGCCUACCUUGUCAACUAUCUGUUCAUGUCAGUAGAUAAUGGCUGGCGUUACAUGUUUGGGCUGUCAGCCCUGCCUGCUAUAUGUCAGGGAGUCGGCAUGUUGUGCCUUCCCCGCAGCCCUCGCUAUCUCAUGCUUCAUAAGGAGGAGCAGAGCGCCAGGGAGGUGCUCCAGAAGCUGCUGGCGACAGAAAGGGUGGACCAGGAGCUUGCCAAUAUCAGACUGUCGGUGUCAACAGAACAUGAUCACACAUUGUUUGACCUAUUUCGACCACUUGACAACAUGCGUGGGCGAAUGCUGAUAGGUGGUGGUCUGGUCUUCUUUCAACAGUUUACAGGGCAACCAAACGUACUGUACUAUGCUCCUAUCAUAUUCCAGUCAAUUGGCUUUCACAGUAACUCUGCAGCCACAUUGGCAACAGUAGGACUAGGUGUAGUUAAGGUUGUGUCAACCGUGGUGGCGCUAGUGUGCGUCGACCGCGCCGGUCGCCGCCGCUUCCUGCUCGCCGGCGCCACCUUGAUGAUGCUCAGCAUCGCGUGUCUCGGCAUUGUCACCCACGUCGGAGUCCACCUCGCCGCGCCAGACACCUGCCGCACGUCGCAGAACCUCUCCCCUCCCAACGAGACGCGGUUGAUGGACGGCUGGAGUGCGGCCGGCAACGUGCAGUCCAACUUAUCCGGCGGGUUGGUGGGUGCGGAUGCGAUGGCAUCCUUUGCCGUGGUGACGACAGACAGUGCGCCCGUGUCGUCAGGAUCGGGGAUAGCUAAAUACGUCUGCCUGAUUUCGCUGAUGACCUAUGUUUGUGCUUAUGCAUUUGGAUUUGGGCCAGUUACUUGGUUGAUCCUGAGUGAAAUCUUUCCUGCGGGGAUCAAAGGUCGUGCCAUUGCUACAGCAACCAUACUCAACUGGGGGACCAACCUUCUCGUAUCUUUAACAUUCCUUGAUGUACUAGGUGCCAUUGGUACAUCGUGGACAUUCAUUUCAUAUGGCUUCAUCUGCUUUGCAUCCAUCCUCUUCAUCUACGUGUUUGUGCCAGAGACAAAGAACAAAUCAUUGGAGAAAAUCUCCAAGGAGCUAAAUAACAGUUCGCCAACCCAGCGUAUAAUGGAGAGCUGUCCAUGUCUGAGGUGCGUUCGGGAGGGAACUGCCCUGCGUCUCCGACUGUCAGGCAGCUAUCAUGCAGUGGACGAGAGAACGACUAGUGUCCAAACAUAGAUCUCUAUGGUAGCUGUCAUGAGUGGAUGAGGGAAUGACCAGGGUCCAAACAUAGAUCUCUAUGGUAGCUGUCAUGAGUGGAUGAGGGAACGACUAGUGUCCAAACAUAGAUCUCUAUGGUAGCUGUCAUGAGUGGAUGAGGGAAUGACCAGGGUCCAAACAGAUCUCUAUGGUAGCUGUCAUGAGUGGGUGAGGGAAUGACCAGGGUCCAAACAUAGAUCUCUAUGGUAUCUUUCCUUUGUGGACGAGAGAAUGACCAGUGUUCAAACAUAGAAACAACUUCAUCGUUCACGGCUUGAUAAUCAACAGAUUUUUUAUUGAGUGUAACGUUGCUGGUGGAAUACUAGUUGUACCUUUGUGACUACAAGUGUACGAGUUAUCUAUAAAGGUUAAAAGGCGUGGGCGUUGUGCGCAUGGCGCACUGUGGACCAAUGAUGAAUUUGACAGCUUUCAUGUAUGUUGUAUGUAGAAAACAGUGUUUACACGGGAUCAUUAUACCACUUGUAGCUUGAUUUUCUGUAAAUACACAACAUGUACGGUAUUGCUGUUAGUAUUGUUGUUUAAUAACGUUGUUUAAUGGUUUAAUUCAAUUGACUUGGCAGUCGUCCAUGUUAUGUUAAGUGUAUUACUGGAAGGAGACAGGGGUGUUGUUAUAGUUAUCUAAAUUUAGGACAAAAAUUCAGACUGGGACCAGCCUAUCAUUGUGAUAACCUUUCGCCUUUGCCAGGUUAAGGAUGUAAAUCAUAUUUUGAAUCUGGUUGAACUGAUUCACGUUUGGUGUGUUGGUUAUUGUUAUUUAUGUAUUAAUAAGCAAACAGUUGUUCUCUAAUGUGCAGUAACUAAUUUUGAUGAGAAUCACGUUCCUUGUCGUAAUAAAAAAUUUUCUAUAUAUUUACAUCUAUUAUAUAAAUACAUGCUCUAUUUCCAGAGAAAUUCUCACUUGA